GGAUAAGAAUGUUUCCACCAUUUGCUUCACGCGCAGCUCUCCGCCUCCCUGGCAUCUGUUUCUCUAAAAUACGAGACUUUCUCUGUCGGCAGAGGAAUAAGAUGUCGAGUCUUGUUUCUUGUUAUUGGGACAUGUAAAUCCUGGGAUGAAGAGGUAAAAUCCGGCCCGUUUGAGUUCAGUUAAAAGCCGACAGAGGAACUAUGUUUGCUGUUGACUGAAGACCGUUCCAACAAACAAAAUGAAGAGGAGGCUGCUGCGUGGAUUCCUGUCGGAGAUUUCCGUCCGACUCGUUCUGUUGUUUGUAUUCCUUGUUACAGAGCAGCUUCCUCCUUUUUACCGCGAGAUCCAGGCAGAGGAGAUGUGGUUGUAUAAAUUCCACCACGUGGAGGCCGACCACGUUCCCACCUCUCUCAUGUUUAGUGUGGCUGUUUUCACUCCCCUGAUCGUAAUCUUGAUUUUCAACACCCUGAUCAAGUCAGAUGGAGAUCUGAAAGAAGCCUCUCUGGCUGUGAGUCUGACUCUGGUGCUCAAUGGAGUGUUCACCAACGUCAUCAAACUUGUUGUUGGCAGGCCGAGACCCGACUUCUUCUAUCGCUGUUUCCCUGACGGUCAGAUGAACUUGGAGCUGCGCUGCAGCGGUGACCCAGAUGCGGUCAUGGAGGGAAGAAAGAGCUUUCCAAGUGGACACUCUUCCUUCGCCUUUGCAGGUUUGGGUUUCACGGCGCUGUACGUCGCAGGAAAGCUGCGAUGCUUCAGUGCAGCAGGCCAAGGCAGAGCAUGGCGGCUGUGUGCUUUCCUCACCCCGUUACUCAUCGCAGCUGCGAUCGCCCUCUCCAGAACCUGCGACUACAAACACCACUGGCAAGAUGUAUUAGUUGGGUCUCUGCUGGGUCUCACCUUCGCGUGGCUCUGUUACCGGCAGCACUUCCCUCCACUUCAGGACCUGGACUGUCACAGACCCCUCCAUAGCAGAGAGACUGUUCCUUCUGCACAGGAGCGCAAACUAGCCAACUCCACCUACGUCCUCCCGCUGUAGGGCAGCUGUCACCGGUUUAUUGGUGCCAUUCGUACAGGGGUAUUUGUCUAAAUUUGGGUUUCACCUCUGUUUGUGAGGAUUGUGGUUAUACCUGCUGGGGGGGGGGGGGUCUUCUGCUUAUUUGUUUUCAUCGCCCGGCUCUGCACACGCUGUGCCUCUAGACGACACCUGAGCGGGUUUGUUGCACAGCCGCCGUACUGAACCGUCCGCCGCCUCUCAGGCUUUAGCUACACAAGUCCACUCUGUGAUUGUUUUGUAAACACGCAGGGUUGAUGCUUUAGUGCAAACGCCGCAGAGUGCUGGUUAUAGUUUACUUGCAUGAAUGCUUUUUCUUGACUUUUGUUACAUUUGAGCAAAAUCAAAGCUCAAUUAAUGACUUCUUAAAGAUGCAGAUGCUUCUGGUUUGGAGUUAGCUGCACCAGAAUUAAACCUCCUGUCGGGCGUCGACUAUUACUUUGGCUAAACUCUGAGAAAAUACAAGCAGAUGAGGACAAAGUUCACUCGUUACACACACACUCGUCUCGGUAGAAAGCUCGGAUUUGAUCAAACGAGUCCAAAAUAAGGGAACCUUUGCGUUUAGAUGUUGUAAAUUUCUCACGUUUAAUCCGUCGGAUGAAGGCUGGUUUUGUUGGAAGUGAACAAGACGAGAUGCUUUAUCUAAAUAAAUGUAGGUGGUAUGAACUUGUGCACACGUUGCAGCGUAUUAAGGCACUGAUGUGUCACGAGAGGAACGUAUUUGAUAAAAAAACAACUAGGUUAUUUUCCAGGAUUGUACAUUUGUGACUCAGAAGUUACAAACUAGUGAAAACAGCACGGUUAGUGCUUUAAUAGUGGAUAAAUUAUUGAUAAAUAUGAUUCUUUAAUCAUGAGAUCCUUAAAAACAACCAUAAAGGAGUUUCAUUCAUGCGCUCCGCUUUUAUUUAAAGCCAGGCUGUUAGCACGACUUGUUUACGGCUUUAAAUCUUCGUCUUCCUGGUUUAUUUAGAACGUUACUUGUCACGUUUAUUUUUUUAUCACCUCCAGAUCUGUGCCGUCCUUUAAGUCCAGAUCUGAUCUGUGCUUCAGCUGGACAGCACUUCCCGCUAAACAUUUCCCUGCACCCGUGCUCCCAGGCUGCGCGCCAGCUCUGCGGCCGACUCGCGCGGCUCGCUUAUCUAAGAGUCUGACGGUUCAGCGGAGGUAGAGAAAAGAGGCGACAACAGAACCAGAACUUUCUGAGGUUGAGCCUCGCCGUUCUCCUGCUGGUCGGGGUUUCUACGCUGUGAAUGUCUGAGCUCGGCCGACGAGUAAAGUUGGAUAUUUUAUCAGCUUUAAAAGAAAUGUGAGCUCUGCUGCUGCGUCGUCUUAUUUAAUUCAGUUUAAUUCAACAUCCGUGUUACUCCUCUCCUUUCCCCCCAUGUUGACCCCGGGUAGUGUUUGCGUUUCUGCUUGUUGCCGUGAGCUGAGCUGAAAGCGUCCGCAUCACAGAGGUUUUCACACCAAACUUGGCAGAAAGAAAGAUUAAUUUGCGCCUUUUUGUUUAGCACAUUUAUUAAAAUCUGAUGGAUAAUGAAGGAGAAACUGCACAGGCUGUCUUUCUUACCUUCUUCUGGUUUUUAUUUAGAUUCAUUCCCAGGUUUAUGCUGCCUUUCUUUACCUCAGAUAAAUCCUAGAUGUGAUUUUUGACAGAGGUGGUGUUUCUUUGGGAAACGCCACCAGGAGGAGCCAGCACACAUAUGUGGGCCCCACAUGGGACCUAUAUGGGCAAGCUGUAUGGGUCCCUCCCUGGUUUGUCUGCAGUUUCCAUGGUGGCCCCACAAGGGUUUGCUCAGAGAGAUCUUUGCCCACAUCGAUUUUAAAGGGCUCCACGUGGGUUUUCAGAGGGUUUAAAACGUUUGUAGGUAAACCCCGGUGGGACCCAUACGGCUUGCCCAUGUAGGUUCCACAUGGGGCCCACCGAUGUGUGCUGGCUACACUUUUUCUUGGUCACUCAUAAUAUUUUUUAAAUAAUGUACAAGUUUAUUUAUUUUGGAGGCAUGUUGGGGUUUACAUGAAUUUAUAUCUUUAUUUUUCCGUCACGUGCGAUGAUCGGUAAAUUGGAAUCCGUGUUUAUUAUCACUCAGGUCUUCUUUAUUAGACCGCUGUGGUUUUAUAAAACCUGCACGUUUCUUUAUGAACUCGCUGCUUCCGUCCAUUCGUUAAACGUUUUGUGAUUUUCCUGCAUCCCGGUUGAGGUCGAUGACGUCGUUAUUCUAACACUCGUUGGGUGCCGCGACCAGCUGCUCACGGUGAUUCGGUGUGCUGAUUUCUAUGUUGUGAUGUUUAUGAAACGUUGUGACGGAUAUGUUUUGGAAAUGAGAAAAAAAAUCCUCGCUGUUUACAUUUUUCCUUUUGAUGAACAA
Molecule: messenger RNA, 3417 nt
Organism: Nothobranchius furzeri (turquoise killifish)
Lineage: Eukaryota; Metazoa; Chordata; Actinopteri; Cyprinodontiformes; Nothobranchiidae
Gene: plpp5
Product: phospholipid phosphatase 5
Biological process (GO): phospholipid dephosphorylation; phospholipid metabolic process
Molecular function (GO): phosphatidate phosphatase activity
Source: RefSeq, a predicted model, not a curated record